This is a messenger RNA of Funneliformis caledonium, 120 nucleotides long. Lineage: Eukaryota; Fungi; Glomeromycota; Glomeromycetes; Glomerales; Glomeraceae. The record is from the annotation of a GenBank genome assembly.
AUGUGUAGUGAACAGUUUAAUCAGAUCAAUGAUUGGGUUAGUCUAACAAGUGAUCAGGUUAGCCCAACAAGUGAUCAGGUUAGUUCGAUAAGUAAUCAGAUUAGUCUUACAAGUAAUCAG